AUGCGCCUUUCAAGCUUCUUACUGCCUUUGUUGGCGGUGGGUGGUAAGGCUCUGUCUAAAAAGUACAUCAUUGAGGUAGACCAGGGGGCAGAUAUUGAUGACCUUGCCAACAAGUUCAGCGUAAGCGCUGGUGGCCGUAGUGUCAUUCGUCGCUUCGACAAAACACCAGACGUCUUCUUCGGCCUCUGUGUCGAAACAGACGAUAUGAACAUCGAAACGCUCCCUGGUUUCCCGGGCAUCCUACGGGCCUGGCCUGUCGGCAAAGCUACUCUCCACACUGCUCGAACGGCCAGUCCAUCCAUCAACAUCGCUUCCGCUGCCAACUACUCAGUCCACAGCUUGACUGGUGUCGACAAACUUCAUGCAAGGGGCAUCUAUGGCAAGGGUGCCAAGGUGGCUGUUGUUGACAAUGCGAUAGACUACAAACAUCAUGUGCUCGGUGGAGGGUCCGGAGACGGAUUCAAAAUUGCCCGUGUCACCAAUCUAGUUGAUGGUAACUCCUGGACGUUUGAUUCCCAAAUCCCGGACGAUGGCCCAUCUGGACAUGGCCACGGCACGCGAGUUGCUGGAGUGAUUGCUGGCAAGACAGACUGGUUUACCGGUGUUGCUCCCGAGGCUACCUUGUACUCCUAUAUAGUCUUUAGCAACGAUUCACGAGUAACGGACGAAGACGUAAUCAUCGACGCCUUCCUGCAAGCCUACAAGGAUGGGGUAGACAUCAUUACCUCCAGUAUUGGUGGUGAAGGCGGUUGGUCGGGCGGUGUCUGGGCUACCAUUGCUUCACGUCUGGUCGACCGAGGCGUCCUUGUCACCAUCUCCGCUGGAAACGAGGGCUACAAGGGCCCAUUCCUCGCCAGCCCAGGAGCAUCGGGCAAGAAUGUCAUCGCAGUAGCCUCCACGGAACCCAGUGUGGCACCCGCGUGGCCGUUCAAGGCAACCUUUACCCACGGCGGCAAUUCAACCACUGUGCAGUCGGGGUACCUCCAACAAAUUUACGACGAGCACCCCUGGGGACGGGAUGUAACGGAUGACUUUCCCAUUACUCCUCUCUCACUGAAUGCCAACAACACUGCCGAGGCCUGUGAACCGUUGCCCGAACAUGCUCCCGACCUCUCCGUCGGCAUUGCAUUGCUUCGUUACGGAGGAUGCUCCCCUGAGGUCAAGCAGGAGAAUGCAGCCAAGGCUGGGGCCAAUCGUAUCUUCUUCUACAACGACGGCAGUGUCUCUGCGUGGGACUUCACCAGAGGCACCUUCAACGGCGAGCCUCCCGCUGCCUUAAUCGAAGCGAAAAUGGGCGAGGCCAUGGUUGCCACUAUCGCUGCUGGAGGCAAAGUAACAGCGAACUUUGCCGUUACCAACGACACCGCAUGGAGGGUUGACUUUCAUGACCCCGCGGGCGGUAUCCCAUCCGCUUUCUCAAGCUGGGGCGGUACGAACGAACUUGAGAUCAAACCCGAUGUUGCCGCUCCUGGAAGCGAUAUUUACACCACUGACAUCAAUGAUUCAUGGUCUUUUCAGUCAGGAACAUCCAUAGCAUGUGCCUACGUGGCUGGCAUCGCGGCCCUGUACAUAGGUGAACAUGGCGGCCGGAGCGUCCACGGCCCUGGAAUCGCCAAAGCGCUUGCAAACCGCAUCAUCUCCAGCGGCGCGUCCGUCCCAUGGCAAGUCGACGACCCUGUUGGCCAUAUGCCAAUCGACUACAGCUUCUGGGCUCCCGUCCCUCAAGUUGGUAGUGGCCUGGUCAAUGCCGCAAAGGUCCUCGACUACACCACCUCCCUAACUUGGGAAAAAUUUCACCUCAACGACACCGCCAACUUUCAAGCACAUCACUCCGUCACCAUCACCAACAAUGGCCCAAAAUCUGUAACCUAUUCAUUUGCCCUCCAACCUGCCGGCGCCUUCAAUGCUCAUUCUGAUUCUGACCCCGAGUACCUCUCCUUUUUUACCGAUUAUCUCGAGCCCUAUUCCCUUGUCCCCAGAGUGCAGCUCCCCCAAAAUGUAACGAUUGCCCCUGGAGAAGCCAAAACCGUCCACAUCAACUUCCAGCCUCCUUCCCCAUCCUGGCACAACGUGACGAAGCUUCCGCUCUACAGCGGGAAGGUUCUGAUCAAUUCCAAUGAGAACGAACACCUCUCCAUCCCCUACUACGGUGCCGCCUUCUCACUUCGUUCCGCUUUCAAAGACCACAUGUUUAUCUAUGGCCCCUUCCAAGCCGCCGGACCAGACAGAGAAGAUAUCGACACCUACCAUACCUACGACUUCAAUCUUUCUUCGGCCGCACGAUCGUACCCCACGGUUGCCGUAAAUUUGCGGUUCCCUACGAAGACGCUAAGAUGGGACAUCUUUGAGGCCGACUGGACGGAGGCGCAGUGGAACACUUCGGCGCCCUAUCCACCUGUUCCAGGGAAGAACGGUUACAUUGACAGUGUGGCGUUCUGGUCCUUCCGCUUCGCCGCCCAGAUCCCGUUCACAGAUCCCUCGCACUCAGAGAGCUGGGAUGUCUGGAAAACACCCGUUAUCACAAUUCUUGACUAUGGCCGGCACAUCUAG
Molecule: messenger RNA, 2550 nt
Organism: Sordaria macrospora k-hell
Lineage: Eukaryota; Fungi; Ascomycota; Sordariomycetes; Sordariales; Sordariaceae
Biological process (GO): proteolysis
Cellular component (GO): cell wall; membrane
Molecular function (GO): serine-type endopeptidase activity
Source: RefSeq, a predicted model, not a curated record